Molecule: messenger RNA, 498 nt
Organism: Rotaria sp. Silwood2
Lineage: Eukaryota; Metazoa; Rotifera; Eurotatoria; Philodinida; Philodinidae
Source: the annotation of a GenBank genome assembly
AUGAUAAAUGUUCCGAGUACAUUGAAUAUUCUUCUUCAACACGCUUGUUCUCUUAUUCCAUUUGUUAUUGUUUUACCAAAUACACGUCAAGCACUGGUUAAAAAAUUGAUUCAUAUUUGGUCAACAUCAUCCAAUGAACGAAAUCGUGUUAUUUCAUUUGUUUGUUUAUUUCAUUUGAUACGUGAACAUAGAAAAGAAAUGAUUGGUGUCGUUUUACGAGAUAGUUUAAUGGAUCAAUUUUAUGAACUUGUUAUACUUUAUAUUGUUCAUUAUGCCCAUCAUGUUACAUAUCCUGAACUUGUUUAUCCAUUAACACUUAAAUUACAAGAAAAUGCUAAUUUAAUUGAAGAACGUCGACAAAAAUCGGGUUUAAAUGUUAAACAUAUCAAACAAAUGAGAAAGCAUCAUGACGUCGAUGAAGAUGAUCAACUAGAAGAACAAGAAGAAGAUGAUGAUGAUGAUGAAGACGUAACAACAAGUCUACCAGCGAAAAACUAA